Messenger RNA from Colletotrichum godetiae, 498 nucleotides. RefSeq lists its product as uncharacterized. The transcript has a single exon. The record is from RefSeq and is a predicted model, not a curated record. The coding region runs from base 162 to 464 and encodes 100 amino acids. Lineage: Eukaryota; Fungi; Ascomycota; Sordariomycetes; Glomerellales; Glomerellaceae.
CCGUCAUCUUGUUUAUACCUUGAUGCACUGUCCCAGGUGCAAUUUCCACCAUGUUGGUAGGCAAAUAGACUGGCCUUGGCUCAGUGCGAUCAUCGGAGGGUAAACUCAAGAGUCAAGACUCAACGUCUCGCCCCCUGCUGGGCCUGGGCGACUGGCCACUGAUGUCGAGCGAGAGUGCCCCAUCCAGGCAUGCCCAGCCGACGAAAGCGAUCAUGGGGUUGCAGGUCCCCCGGCGGCAGGGGAGAUAUGCUAGCCCCAGCAUGUCUUGGUUGGCAGGCGUGGCAGGGCAGAGCAGGGCAGAGCGGUACCUAUGUUACCACGCUCCUUUAGGACAAUACCAGGGCGACCACGGCGAAAGGAGAACUUGCGAUCACAAGAGUCCAGGACGCAAGCUCGACGAAAGGACCCAGAAUGGACGAGGAAAACAGGAACGGGAAGCGCUACGACGGCCAACCCGUUGCUGAAGAGAGCAAAACAGCGAGGAUGGAGACGACGAAA